Halteromyces radiatus is the source of this 1887-nucleotide messenger RNA. Its product is annotated as GDP dissociation inhibitor-domain-containing protein. The transcript is spliced from 10 exons. Gene Ontology annotation, biological process: intracellular protein transport; vesicle-mediated transport; protein geranylgeranylation. Gene Ontology annotation, molecular function: GDP-dissociation inhibitor activity. Gene Ontology annotation, cellular component: nucleus; cytosol; Rab-protein geranylgeranyltransferase complex. Bases 9 to 1814 code for a protein of 601 amino acids. The record is from RefSeq and is a predicted model, not a curated record. Lineage: Eukaryota; Fungi; Mucoromycota; Mucoromycetes; Mucorales; Cunninghamellaceae.
UUAUUAUUAUGAAUGACCAAUUGGAAGAUACAGCUUUCGAUGUCAUAGUCAUUGGAACUGGUCUUGUGGAAUCAAUAGUAGCUGGGUCACUUGCUCGAAGUGGCAAAAAGGUACUCCAUCUUGAUAGUAAUAAACAAUAUGGAUCAAACUGGGGUGUAUUCAAUAUCAAGAACUUGCUCGAUUGGGAACAACAACUGAAAACAGAUACCACUGACAAAGACAAAGAUCACAAAAAGAACUACAUUGAUUAUUAUACAUCCUACGCUAAUAACUUUAAGGAUGUAGAACUUUUAUUCGGCAAGCAAGUAGUGGAAGUGGACGAGGAACUCGAAAAACCAUUAGCCGUGCUAGACCUAUCAACAAAGGAACAUCCUCUUGACGGUGAUGCUACUCUGGAGGCUAUCAAGAAAGCUCUGACAGCUCUUCUUAUUAUCCCAGACACUAUUUCAUCAACUGACAUUCAAACUUAUAUCCAACCAAUGACCAACAAUUACGCUUCAAUCUUACUUAACGAUGAAAACAACGCCAAAACUGGACGCUACGAACUGCAAGACGUCAUCUUUAAGUUGAAGACACUUAUCGACUUUCUUGUUCUCUCUCGUCAUUACAAUCUGGAUACGGUACCUAAAAUCUUACCUUCUCGUGGUGAUUUGGUAGAAAUCUUGAUACGAAGCGGUGUGGGCCGCUAUAUGGAAUUCAAGAGUGUAGAUGAUAUGUUUAUCUUUGAUCAUACGAAGCGGCGUAUGGAGAAGGUUCCAGGAUCAAAAGAAGAUGUGUUUGUCAAUAAGUCUAUUAGUUUACCUGACAAACGAAAACUUAUGAAGUUUUUGAAAUACGCAAUGGAUGAUGAUAGAGAUUUGGAGCUAUUGAAAGAUUAUGAAACGAUGACAUACGCCGAAUUUCUACAAGAUAGAUUCAAGAUCACUGGGAACUUACAGAAUGCUGUUGUCCAUGCCAUUUCAUUGUCAAGAUCAGAUGUCAAUGCAAAGCAAGGAUUUGAACGAACACAGGCGUUUAUGAAAUCCAUCGGCCGUUUCGGAAAAGGUGCUUAUUUAUGUACAUUAUAUGGCGGUGGUAGCGAAAUUUCUCAAGCAUUCUGCCGUAUUUGCGCUGUUUAUGGUGGUGUUUACAUUUUAGGUCAGUCUCUUGAACGGUAUGAUAUAGAUGAACAAACUGGAGAAUGUACAGGUGUUGUUACAAAGGAUGGACAAAUUUUCACUGCUCCACAUAUCAUCACUGGAUUGGACUAUCUUUCACCUGAUUGGAGAGCAUCAAGCACUACCGACAAAUCAUCUUGGGUAUCAAGAGCAAUGAUAAUCACAAACAGGUCACCAGCUCAAUUCUCAAAAGAAGACAGUAGUAAUCAAUCACUUGGUGCCAGUGUGAUCCCUCCUAAUGAUUGUUUGGGAAACAAGAAUGAGUUAGUAUAUAUAUUGAAUCAAAGCUCAGAAACUAUGGCUUGUCCUAAAGACCAAUUUGUAACCUAUUUGUGGACAUUGGAGGAUUCAAAUGGACAACAAGUAUUGAAACAGGCGGCUCAGCUAUUACUGGAAAGGGAAUCAGAAAAUAAUGAUAUGGAUCACGAAUCAACGCAUGUAUUACUUGAAUUACAUUACAAACAACGUAUCAGAUCAUCGCAGACGAUUCAAGAAGAAUGGAAUAUACCCAAAAAUGUGUACAUUUGCAGUGAUCCGGAUGCUUCCAUUGACUUUGAAGAAGCAACCAAGGAAGCAAAGACUAUCUUUUACAAGUGUGUACCAGAAGAAACAGAAUUCAUGCCCCCUGCAGAAGAAGUAGAAGGUGAUGAUUAUUAGAUUUUUGAUUAGCUUUUGUAUAGGUAGAAAAAAAAGAGUAUUAUCAAUAAAAUGGAUUAUUUUUGUAUGGUCG